Echinops telfairi (small Madagascar hedgehog) is the source of this 462-nucleotide messenger RNA. RefSeq names its product endothelial cell-selective adhesion molecule-like. Gene Ontology annotation, cellular component: plasma membrane; adherens junction. Gene Ontology annotation, biological process: homophilic cell-cell adhesion. Bases 1 to 447 code for a protein of 148 amino acids. The record is from RefSeq and is a predicted model, not a curated record. Gene Ontology annotation, molecular function: cell-cell adhesion mediator activity. Lineage: Eukaryota; Metazoa; Chordata; Mammalia; Afrosoricida; Tenrecidae. The transcript is spliced from 2 exons.
AUGGCAGUUUCAGAAAAUCUGUGGACACAGCAGAUGUGGGUAAUAAUGGGGAGGUUUUGUGUCCCGUACCAGGUGUUGUCUUACAACAAUGGAGUUGUGUCCAGCAAUCCCAGAGUGUCUCUGCUCUACCCCAUGCCCUCCCGAAAUGUGUCACUUCGGCUGCAGGACGUCCAAGAGGGAGACUCUGGGUCUUACCGUUGUACUGUGAAUAUUUUUGGCAGUCAACCCAAAAAUAAUGUCUACCACCUCAUAAGUUUGGAUCUGGAUGUGCUGGUUCCUCCUGCUUCUCCGUCCUGCCAUCUCCAGGGCGUGCCCCGUGUGGGGAACAAUGUGGCCCUGAGCUGCCAGUCCCCAAGGAGUAAGCCUGCUGCCCAAUACCAGUGGGAGAGGCUGCUCCCAUCCUCCCAGGUCUUCAAUCCACCAGUUUUAGGUGAGAGAACCUCUUGAAACAACUGAGACUAA